Molecule: messenger RNA, 4457 nt
Organism: Syngnathoides biaculeatus (alligator pipefish)
Lineage: Eukaryota; Metazoa; Chordata; Actinopteri; Syngnathiformes; Syngnathidae
Product: myosin phosphatase Rho-interacting protein-like
Exons: 20
Coding region: 87-4283 (1398 amino acids)
Biological process (GO): actin filament organization
Cellular component (GO): actin cytoskeleton
Molecular function (GO): actin filament binding
Source: RefSeq, a predicted model, not a curated record
UAUGUCGGUGACGUCAGGCGUCAACGGACGUGCGAGUGACAGACGAGCGGAGGACACGAGAGGCGAACAAAGACCGAGACGGCAGCAUGAACGGCACCAAGGAGGACAGCGACAACAUCAGCCAGGACAGCGCGAAGGAGAAGAUGUCGGCGGGCCCGUGCGAGAAGUUCCAGGCGAACUUUUUCAACAAAACCAAAUGUCAGAACUGCUUCAAGUCACGCGAGCUGCACGUGCCCGUGCGCCCACCAAUGGAACACGCCAAGGCGGUGCACGCCGGCUGGCUGUGUUUGGCACCCGAGGGGACAGAUUUUGACAAAGCGGCACACAGAUCACGAAAAUGGCAGCGUCGUUUCUUUGUGCUGUACGAGGACGGCAUAGUGACGUUCGCGCUGGACGAGUUGCCGACCACUUUGCCCCACGGCAUGUUAGACAUGAACACAUGCACGGCCAUCUUAGACCCGGAAGUGCGCACCGGCCAAAAGAACUCGUUGUGCAUCGUCACCCCAGAAAAGGAAGUCUACGUCCGCGCAGACAACAAGGACACCAUCAGCGGGUGGAGUGAUCAGCUGGCUGUGUUUGUGCAGGAUGAUGCCAACAACCUCAAGAAGAAACGCAAAGUGGAUGCUGCCAGCGUGCAGGAACCUUCUCCUGCCAAGAUGUCCACCCCAGGCCCCACCUUUCAAGUGCCAUUGGUGGCAGGUGCCAGCCAUUGGCAGGAGGACCGACAGGAAGAGAGGAACCAUGUCUGGACUGCAACCGGAAGUGAUCCUGAACACGCCCUUGGAACAGACCCCCAUGUUUGUGAUGUCGCUGACACCCAGUUGACAUGUGGAAGUUUGCAUCCAGACUGUGAUCCACCUGAACAGGAGACAAAGUUCAUCCAAACGUGCCCUAACAACAUGGACGUGAACCAACUAAGAUGUGACGUUUCAGCAGGGAAGCGACUGCAGAGUGGGGAGGCGUCCGGGAUGCAACAGGAAGAGAGGACAUACUCGUCCAGGUGGGGCAGGAGUGACGCUCGCCCCUCCAAGCGAGAGCCAGAUCUAUUAAACUUCAAAAAAGGUUGGCUGGUGAAGCUGGACAACGAUGCUCAGUGGAGAAAGUACUGGUUUGUCUUGUCUGCUGACAGCCUCAAGUUCUACAAGGACACAUUGGCUGAGGAGGCUUCGAAGCAGGAAGGUGAAGUGGACCUGAGCGAGUGCUUCAAAGUGUCAGAGCAGCAGGUCCACAAGAACUACGGCUUCCAGAUCCACACUCCAAAUGGUACCUGCACGCUGUCAGCCAUGACAGCAGGAAUACGGAGGAACUGGGUCCAAGCGCUAAUGAAAAAUGUGCACACCACUCCUGAUGUCACCAGCCCUAAUCUCGAAUAUUUGGUCAAACCGGAUGUGACCCCGGAUUGGUCGGAGCUGGAUCGGCAUUCCAAGCCCCGGAGCAUUUUGGAGCGCAGGCGGGAAGGCCGUUACAAGACUUUCGACUUGGCCAACCCUCACCCUCCAGGCAGAUCGGCUGCGGACGUCGGUCAGUCCCCGCCUCCGCCGCCACCUCAAUGCCGUGAGCUGGAGAAGAAAAGGAGGAGGGAGGCCAGGAGAAGGCGCUACGAGAGCAUACUGGGCUUGUCUCCUGGCCGUGAGGUGAUGGGCGACGCGGCAGGUGCUGCCAGUCUGAAAGACGAAAUGGAGGCUUGCUGGAAGCAGGUGGAGAGGAAAAACUCCCUGAAGAACUCAAAGAUCCUCCACAUCCAUAAGGACAACAAUGCCACCGACUCCGUGCAUGACUACAAGAAGGCGUUUGAGGAUCUGAAGCGUCAGCUGGAAUUGUCUGAGCGCGGCAGACGGGAGCUAGAGGCUCGUCUCAGCUUGGUGUCUUCUUAUGAAGCUACUGCAACGUUGGAAUGUUUGCAAAAAUCUGGAGAUGGUGGUCACUCGCUGGGUGAAACUCUGGUGGGUGGAAUGACAGGAAGUAGAAGUCCAGAGCAGCAGCCUCAGCAUCUUGACAGCGACAAGGACACGCCAGCAACAUGGACGCGUGACAGAGAUGAGGAUUUACCUCCCAUCUGGUGUGAGAGCUUGGCUUCCGAGGCAUCACACAGCUCAGACCCUCAGACCAUCGGUGAAGCUCAAAACGAACCACUGGACUUGGAGGAUUUCAUUGGGGAUCGGCAUGAGAUUCCAAGGAAGGACAGUCCACCGUGUCUGGACUCUAUCGGCGAUUGCCGAUCCUCCAUGCCGGAUCCCCUGGCCGAGGCUGGCGGUGAUCAAGGGGCAGUCAGGAAGCUCUCCCAGGAAGUGGAAAUCCUUGGCGGCCAGAAGGAUGCCCUCGACCAGCGCAACCAGGAGAUGCUGAACCAGCUGAGCGAGGCGGACCGGGAGAUCCAACGUCUCAAGGAGGAGCUCAGCCUCAGGUGUACAAAACCUUUCCCCAAAAAGAUAGAGGACUUGCAGCAGGAACUUCUGGAGAAGGACCAGCAGCUCCUGGAGGCACAGACUCUCAUCACAUCCCUAAAGGACAGACUGAGGCAUGCCGAGUUUCUCCUGCAGCAGGAGGAGGAGGAGGAAGACGAAGCUAGCGUGGGGAACGCCGAGGCAGUGGGCAUAGGGAGCACCAACUGCUUCCUGCUACGAUGCUUCCAAGCCACCGAGGCCAAGCUCAUUGAGCUUGAGAGGAAGCUCCACCAUUCACAGAUCAGCUGUAGGCAGCUCCAGACAGAGAACGAAGCCUUGAAGGAAGCAGGGAAGCUUUACAGACAAAACGCCACGCAAACCGAGCCAGACUUCUUGAGGCCAGCCCCUGCGGAUAAAAGAACGCAGCAGAUGGUGGAGUGGACCAUACUCAGGUGGAAGGUUCUGGACAGGUUCCUGGAGGUUGUCAACAGACUGGACGUUGUAAAGACCAAGAUGGGAAACGAGGAGGAAGCGGGGCACCCAGUUACUUCCUGCCAACUGAAGCUGGACGAGCUUUGGAGCGCGUUGUUGGAUGACGUCAACGCCAACGCUUCCCAUGUACAAGAACAAAAUGAGAUUCUUGAUGAUGUGAUUCCACAGAUGAUUCCGGAAAAUCAGAUGUUGUUGGAUGGGACGCUUUUCAAGGAAGAUGAGGAGACCUCCGCUGGUUUAGACAGGAAAUGCAAGGAGAAUGUCCAAGAUGUUCUUGGGAAUACACAACAUGUCAGCAGAUCUGAAAGCGGCAGGAUAACGGACGAUGCCAAGCAUUUGAGCGCUCUGGACGAUAGUGGUGUGGAAUUUUUGGGGAUGAUCGUCCAGAUCAUCUCGUCCUGGAUCAACGUGAUGUCGUCCAGCUUGCGGGACAAAGUCAGGAUGACAGCUGAGCAUUUACGGGCCACCUUUAUAUUCUCUACUGAGGCUGCGUUCUGCUUUCAUAUGACCAGCAAGUGCAACGGCUUGCUGGAAGAAAAUACGAAACUCCGAAGGCGACUUUCCCAGGCGGAGAAGCAAGAAGCUAAUGUUGACGUCGGCAUCCAGGUGGAACAGGAAGCGGAAGAAGGAGACGAGGUGACGAGACUAGAGGAAGCUGGUCUAGUCGCUGCACUGACAGGCCGUGUGACAGAUCUGGAGGAGCAGCUGUCAUCUACGCGACAAAAACUGACGGCAGAUCAGAAGCAACAUGACGAGGAGGUGGAAAACAUUAAGGCAGCGUAUGGGCAGAGCCUGGCCGCCAUGGAGGAUUGUCACAUGAAGGCAGCAGGGGAAGUACACCGCAAACACCUCCAGGAAGUUGAAUUUCUCCUGGCUGAGAAAGACCGGAUGCUCAAGGAGGAGGCUGUUGCUACGGCAACCGCCAUCGAAGCCAUCCAGCGCGCUCACCGCCUGGAGUUGGAAAAGGAAGUGCAGAGGAGAUCUCAAACACUCAAUAUCACAGGAAACUGUCUCAUGGAGGAAGUCUACAAACAACACAGUGAGGAGUUGGCGUCCUGUCAGCAGGAGCUGGAGGAUCUGUCCUAUCGGUUCACGCUCAAGUGUGUGGAGAUUGAUCACAUGACUCAAGAGCUGGAUGCUCAGAGGGAAACGCUGAGUCAGCGGCAGCAGGAGAACCAGGAUUUGAUGGAACAAAACCAGGAGCUGAGCGUUCACCUGGGGUCCGAGCUAAGUCGGGUGACCAAACAGGAAGUACUUCCUAACAAUAAGGACGCCAACAUUUACAAGAUGGAGCUGCUGCUGCGUGUGAAAGAGAGCGAACUCCAGAGUGUGCGGCAACAAGUCGCCACUCUCCAGGACAAACUGCAAGUGGCGCCGAAGCUCAAAGUUGACUGGACUAACGACUGACGGCACAGCAAUUAGCAAGAUGGAAAGUCUGUUGGAGCCUGUCCUGCCCACCUUUGCCCUCAUGUAGCACUUAGAUCAUUUAACAAUAUUUUGAAUAUCUUUUCAGGUGGCUCAUGAUGUUUUAUCCACGAUGUUGUAAAUAGUUAAUGUGAGAAAUUAUGUUUAUUAUUUUAU